AUGGCUCCCAGACAGACCGAGAAGGGCUUCCUCAGCGCUACAUACGAGCAGAUCACCUCUCCCGAGAACACUACCAUCGUCCGCAGCAUCUUGGUCUUCGGCGUUGGCGUUGCUUUCCUUCACAGCAGCCUUUCCGAGCUCCUUCUUCCUCCUCUUUAA
Molecule: messenger RNA, 159 nt
Organism: Aspergillus calidoustus
Lineage: Eukaryota; Fungi; Ascomycota; Eurotiomycetes; Eurotiales; Aspergillaceae
Source: the annotation of a GenBank genome assembly